GAAAUGCAGUGGAUAGCAAGGAGGAGAAGAAGAAGAAAAAGAAGCAGAAGCGAAAGCACAGUCUGUCCGAGUCCGCGGCUGCCGAAGAUGCCCCUACAUCGGCCAAAAAAUUGAGGUUUGAGAGCUCGGCCGCCGCUGAAGACGAUAGUGCGCUGACGACACCAAAGAAGAAGAAGAAGAAGAGGUCGGCAGCGGCGGCAAUUGCGUCGGCGCCUGUUGAACUUGACGAGGACUAG
Spirometra erinaceieuropaei is the source of this 236-nucleotide messenger RNA. Lineage: Eukaryota; Metazoa; Platyhelminthes; Cestoda; Diphyllobothriidea; Diphyllobothriidae. The record is from the annotation of a GenBank genome assembly.